This is a messenger RNA of Malania oleifera, 1607 nucleotides long. RefSeq names its product SAL1 phosphatase. Gene Ontology annotation, biological process: phosphatidylinositol phosphate biosynthetic process; sulfate assimilation. The coding region runs from base 72 to 1331 and encodes 419 amino acids. The transcript has 7 exons. NCBI's taxonomy places the organism in Eukaryota, Viridiplantae, Streptophyta, Magnoliopsida, Santalales, Ximeniaceae. The record is from RefSeq and is a predicted model, not a curated record. Gene Ontology annotation, molecular function: 3'(2'),5'-bisphosphate nucleotidase activity.
AACAAAAUAAAAGAGAUGAGCAAAAUAGAAGAGGCAGAGCUUAGCGAAGCCUUGCCGCCUGGGGGGGCUUUAUGGCCGCCUCAUUCUAUAAAUUAUCGUCAAGCUUUGUGCUUUACCCUAGAUUCGCUUCUUCUUCUCAUCUAAAACCCGGAACCUCCAAACCCUUUCUCUCUCUCUCCUUCAGUUCAUCUUCAGCGCCAGUUCUUGCUGCUUCAAUGUCUUACGAAAAAGAGCUCGCAGUCGCAAAAAAAGCCGCCCUUCUUGCUGCCCGCCUUUGCCAGAAGGUGCAGAAGACAAUGCUGCAAGCAGAUGUCCAAUCAAAAUUGGAUAAAAGUCCUGUCACAGUGGCAGAUUAUGGUUCCCAGGCAGUUGUCAGUUUUGUGCUGGAGAAGGAACUUACUUCUGCACCACUCUCAUUAGUGGCUGAGGAGGAUUCUGGAGAUCUUCGUAAAGAUGGUGCCAAUGAAAUGUUGGGGCGCAUUACAAAAAUUGUGAAUGAUACUCUGGCCAGUGAUGGAACAUAUGGUGUUUCUCCUUUAUCUGCUGAAGGCGUGCUUGCUGCUAUCGACCGUGGUAAAUCUGAAGGUGGUUCUCAUGGCCAACACUGGGUUUUGGAUCCUAUAGAUGGUACUAAAGGCUUUCUAAGAGGCGAUCAAUAUGCGGUUGCUUUAGGACUACUAGAUGAAGGAAAAGUAGUGUUGGGUGUCUUGGCUUGUCCAAAUCUUCCUUUAGCAUCCAUUGGAAGCCAUGAUUCACAUUCUUUGGACAACCAAGUUGGUUGUCUUUUCUAUGCGGAAGUUGGUGCAGGGACUUUUCUGCAGUCAAUAGAUGGUUCUUCACCCAUAAAGGUGCAUGUGAGCACUAUUGAAAAUCCUGAAGAGGCGUCAUUCUUUGAAUCGUUUGAGGCAGCACACUCAAUGCAUGACUUGUCUAGCUCCAUAGCAAAGGUAUUUCAUCUCUCUCUCUCUCUAAAUUUCUAUAGUUGCAAGCUCCUAAUUUCAGUUUCCGUGCAGAAACUUGGCGUCAAAGUUCCUCCUGUUAGAAUCGAUAGUCAAGCAAAAUAUGGAGCUUUGUCCAGAGGAGAUGGUGCCAUUUAUCUGCGCUUGCCUCGUGAAGGUUACCGUGAGAAAAUAUGGGAUCAUGCAGCUGGCUGUAUUGUAGUGACAGAGGCAGGAGGGGUGGUGAGGGAUGCUGCAGGGAACUCCUUGGAUUUUUCCAAGGGAAGGUACCUUGAUGUAGACACGGGAAUUGUUGUCACUAAUCAGAAGUUGAUGCCGCCACUUUUGAAGGCAGUUCGAGAAUCUCUUGAUGAAAAGGUUUCAUCACUGUGAUCCAUCUGCACAUCCAUUUUUUUUUUUUAAAGAAAACAUAUUAUAAUUAUUAGGCAUGCGUGGAGGAAAAUUUAGCUCGAACUGAAUUAUUAGUUGAGAACCAUUUGAAAAAAUAAGAAUGUGGUUAGUUUAAAAUGUGAUGUAAUUGUGCAGCCUCACCUAUUAAUUUCUCGAUUGAUAAAUUUACCUAUCCCAUUUGUGGUAAAACUCUGGUUAUGCUCAUAUUUUGAAGAGCAUUGUAACAAAUAUAUAUAUUAUAAUACAAAAAUUGCGUAA